Drosophila grimshawi is the source of this 2379-nucleotide messenger RNA. RefSeq names its product protein PALS2 (gene vari). The transcript has 10 exons. The record is from RefSeq and is a predicted model, not a curated record. The coding region runs from base 201 to 2111 and encodes 636 amino acids. NCBI's taxonomy places the organism in Eukaryota, Metazoa, Arthropoda, Insecta, Diptera, Drosophilidae. Gene Ontology annotation, cellular component: plasma membrane; cell-cell junction. Gene Ontology annotation, molecular function: protein binding.
AAUAAACAAUAGAGCGAUUAUUAAUAUUAGUUUCGGGCAUAUGUUGAGACAUUGCCAAAAUUAGCAGCGCAGCCAGCUACUUAUGCAAGUGCGUAAGUGAGUGUGUGCGUGUGUGUGAGAGCUUCUUUUUGGCGUGACGUCAGUCUUCCUUUCGCAACAAUCCUUUCGGCGACGCUUUUAAAAGUUGCUGCGGCGCCAACAUGGUGCGUUGGAGUGCACGUUCGCGUCGGGCGCAUCAGGAUCAAGUUGAGCUGCUCGCCAGCAAUAACAAAGUGGCCGAUGAUGAUACCAGCGAUAACGCUGCCUUUCGCAAUUCCGCUGACCUCUCGGAUACGGAUGAAAUCUUUCUAAAGGGUCUUUUGCUCACUAAUCCAUCAAUGCCGCACAAGGAACUUAUGCUGAAUCCAACAGAGCCGCAGCCCGUGCCCGCCUUUCUGCCAGCGCAUUUGAACAACAAGCCGAUCUGUGACGAUAUCAUACGCAAAUUUUCGCCCUCCCGUCGCCUGGAAUCUCGCGAGCUAGCCAAGCUCUUGGCCCAACCUCACUUUCGAGCUCUGCUGCGUGCCCACGAUGAAAUAGGAUAUUUGUACGAACAACGCUUGAAAAGUGCCGGUGGAUCUCUAACGAAACUCGAGGCGACAUCGCAACGCCAAUCGGGCGGCUAUCUCUAUACGGAAGACAUAUUGAACAGCAAGAUGCCCGUGGAAACGAUCAAAAUGGUCGGACUACGACGAGAUCCCAAGCAGCCGCUGGGCCUCACCGUCGAACUGGAUGAGUUCAAACAGCUGAUUGUGGCACGCAUCCUGGCCGGAGGCGUCAUCGAUAAACAGGCCAUGUUGCACGUGGGCGAUGUGAUUCUUGAGGUGAAUGGCACCGCGGUACGCACCCCCGAUGAACUGCAGGUGGAGGUGUCGCGGGCAAAGGAGAAUCUCACGCUGAAGAUCGGCGCCAAUGUCGAUGAGGAGAUCAAAAGUGGUCGCUAUACGGUCAGUGCUGGUGGGGGUCAGGUAAAACAGAAUGGCAUCACAAAUCUUGAAUCGGGCAAGAAACUAACGUGUUAUAUGCGCGCAUUGUUCUCAUACACUCCAUCGGAGGAUUCGCUGCUGCCCUGCAGGGAUAUUGGAUUGCCCUUCAAAUCCGGCGAUAUUUUGCAGAUAAUUAAUGUAAAAGAUCCCAACUGGUGGCAGGCAAAGAACAUCACCGCCGAGUCGGAUAAAAUUGGCUUGAUCCCGUCGCAGGAGCUCGAGGAGCGACGCAAGGCAUUUGUGGCGCCCGAGGCUGAUUAUGUGCACAAGAUUGGCAUCUGUGGCACGAGGAUAUCGAAGCGGAAAAGGAAGACGAUGUAUCGCUCGGUGGCGAACUGUGAGUUCGACAAGGCGGAGUUGCUGCUCUAUGAGGAGGUGACACGCAUGCCACCGUUUCGCAGGAAAACUCUGGUGCUGAUUGGCGUCUCCGGUGUGGGCAGACGCACGCUCAAGAAUCGACUGAUCAACAGCGAUGUGGACAAAUUUGGAGCAGUGAUUCCACACACCAGUCGCCCGAAGCGCGCCUUGGAGGAGAAUGGCGUUAGCUAUUGGUUCAUGGAUCGUGAGGAAAUGGACGAGGCCAUUAAGCAGAACGAGUUCCUCGAAUAUGGCGAACACAAUGGCAAUCUGUAUGGCACCCACUUGCAAUCGAUCAAGGAUGUGAUCAACAGUGGACGCAUGUGUAUUUUGGAUUGUGCGCCGAAUGCAUUGAAGAUACUGCACAAUAGCCAGGAACUGAUGCCAUUUGUCAUAUUCAUCGCUGCACCCGGCAUGGAGCAGCUGAAGACCAUCUAUGCCGAUCGUCGUGCAACCGGCUCCAAUAGAAAUCUAUCGUUCGAUCGUCAGAGUUCCAUACGCUUCAGCUCCCGGCGUGCACGCACACUCGAGUCCCUGGCAUCGCUAUAUGAGGAUGACGAUCUCAUCUCGACGGUGGAGGAGAGCAGCUUUGUGCAGCGUAAAUAUGAGAAAUACUUUGAUAUGAUCAUUGUCAACGAGGACUUCGAUGAGACAUUCCGUCAAGUUGUGGAGACCUUGGACCAGAUGAGUCACGAGGAGCAAUGGGUGCCGGUAAACUGGAUUUACUAGAAAAUGCUGUGCAAAACCUAGCAGCGAACGAAUUAUUCUAUCUUUAGAUACCUAUUGUAUUCAAUCGCAAACGAAAUAUCUACUUUAUCUAAAAUCUAUCUAUCUAUAUGCAAUAUUGUAUAAUUUCUUAAUGAUGCCCAUCGUCCAUAUUUUAUAUUUUUGUUUAAAUUGAUUUCCUUAAUUAUAAGGCUAAUGUUAUACUAUGUAUGAAACGAAUUCGUCCUUUUGCAAGCUGUUCUAUUUGUAUGACAAUUAUUUUAAUUACGUA